AUGGCAGAAGCUCUCGGACUUGCCUCAAGCGUUAUCACAGUGAUCGAUCUAUCCGCAAAGGUUGCUUCAUGGUGCUCUGAGUACUACGCCAAUGUUAAGAAUGCCCGAGACGACAUUGAACGCCUUCAACGGGAGGCCCAAGGAUUGAAAGUAACACUUGAGAGGGUCCAGUCACUGUGCGACGGUCCAAAUGGUGUGAAACUCCAGGAAUCCCAGAGCUUGCGUGAGGCAGUCAAGGACUGCAAGAAGCAGCUCGACCAACUAGAGACAAAACACGAGCCUCGUACAACAAAUAAAUUGAUGAGUCGUUAUGGAAUGCGCGCCUUAAGAUGGCCUCUCAAGAGCAAGGAGGUGGAUGGGAUUAUGAAGAAACUCGGAAAUUGCAAGGACAACAUAUCUUUCAGUCUCCAAGUCGACCAAGAGCUACAAGUUCUUGACAUCCAUCAAAAAAUCGUUCUUGACAAAUUGCGGUCCGCCGACAACGCCGAGUUCGACUCCCACAGCGAAGAACACAAUGCUAGAUGUUACCAAGGCACUCGAGUGGAACUACUUCGACAAAUAGAUACCUGGGCUAGCAAUCGAGGCAGCGAACGUAUAUUCUGGCUGAACGGUAUGGCGGGCACUGGCAAAUCUACGAUUUCCCGCACAGUGUCCCAAACCUUCGCCGACAAGGGAGACCUCGGCGCCAGCUUCUUCUUCAAGAGGGGUGAAGGCGACCGUGGCCACGCAGGAAUGUUUAUUACAACAAUUGCUACUCAGCUCAUCCAAAAACUACCUUCCUUGGCGCUGCACGUCCAGAAUGCGAUCGAAGCCGACCCGGGAAUCUCCAAGAAGGCUUUGAAGCAACAAUUUGACACACUUGUCUUGCAACUGUUAGUAAAAAUACAAACCCAUCCUCAGAAGUCUUCAAGCAUAGUGAUUGUGAUCGAUGCCCUUGACGAAUGCGACAGAGAAGAGGACGUCAGAACUAUAAUUCGCCUAUUCUCACAAGUGAAGCAGAUAACAUCUAUACAAAUCAAGUUCUUUUUGACAAGCAGGCCAGAGCUUCCAAUUCGCCUCGGCUUUGAGGAUAUAAGCGGUAAAUAUGAAGGACUAGCUCUACAUCAAAUUCCUGAACCUAUUAUCAAGGAGGACAUCUCUGCAUUCCUAGAACACCAGCUAGCAAUGAUCCGCGAAGAUUAUAACAAAUCAGUCACCCAAAACAGGCAAUUACCCGCGUAUUGGCCAGGCCACACAGCUAUUCAAAGCUUGGUCGGAAUGGCUAUUCCGUUGUUCAUUUUUGCUACAACCGUCUGUCGGUUCAUCAAUGACCGAAAAUGCGGCCAACCAAAGGAUCAGCUUGCUAAGGUUUUAAAAUAUGAGACUAGAAGCCAAGCAUCUAAACUUGACGCAACGUAUCUCCCAGUCCUAGACCAGUUACUCGUCGGGGUUACAAUUUCAGGGAGAAGAGCUCUAGUAGAAGAAUUCCGGCAAGUCAUCGGCUCGAUCAUCAUUCUCGCUAGCCCUCUCUCUGCUACUUCUCUCGAUCGACUACUUGGAGUCCCUGAAGGUACUGUCGAUAGCAGAACAGAUCUCCUCCACUCCGUUUUAAGCGUCCCUUCUCAUCCUGAUCACCCUAUCCGACUGCUCCACUUGUCGUUCCGGGACUUUCUCGUUGAUACUGAGAAGAGCGAGACGAACCCUUUCUGGGUCGACGAGAAAGAUGCCCAUAACAAGUUAGUGACCCGAUGCCUUAAACUCCUAUCUACAAGCAAAAAUCUCAAGAAAGAUAUUUGCAAUCUUCGGACACCAGAAAGGCCACGAGCAGAUGUCGAUAAACAAACGAUAGAUUCUCAGCUACCAUCUGACAUUCAAUAUGCUUGCCAGUAUUGGGUAUAUCACUUAAAGGAAAGCGGAAGCAUUAUAUGCGAUAACGACCAAGUCCACAAGUUUCUUAAGUGUCACUUUCUCCAUUGGCUUGAAUCAUUAAGCUUUAUUGGAAGGCUACGAGAAAGCAUUAGGAUGAUAGACAACUCGAUUGCUAUAAUAGAACCGAUAAAAGGCAGCCAGGUAUCUAGAUUCCUUCAUGAUGCAAAGCGCUUUAUCCUUAGCUACUGCUCUAUAGCUGACUUGUCGCCUCUCCAACUCUACUCCUCUGCACUUAUCUUCGCCCCGAAGAACAGCAUCAUUCGAAAUACAUUCAAGAAUUAUAUUCCUGAUUGGAUCGUACAGGAGCCAAAUACAGAUCUGGAAUGGAAUGCCAUUUUGCAGACGCUCGAGGGGCACAGCGGCGUGGUUAGGUCUGUCGCCUUCUCAAACAACUUGCAGCUGCUGGCGUCAGCGUCGCAUGACAAGACAGUUAAGGUCUGGGAUGUGGCUACAGGCACGUUGCAGCAGACACUUAGGGGGCACAGCGACUGGGUCAGCUCUGUUGCCUUCUCACAUGACUCAAAGCUGCUAGCGUCAGCGUCAAAUGACAAGACAGUCAAAAUCUGGGACGCGGCUACAGGCAUGCUACAGCAAACGCUUGAGGGGCAUAGCAUAUGGGUUAGCUCUGUUGCCUUCUCAGAUGACUCAAAGCUGCUAGCGUCAGCGUCGCAUGACAAGACAGUCAAGGUCUGGGACGUAGCUUUAGGCACGCUGCAGCAGACUCUUAAGGGGCACAGUAGCGUAGUCAGCUCUGUUGCCUUCUUAGAUAACUCGAAGCUGCUAGCGUCAGCGUCACAUGACAACACAGUUAAGGUCUGGGACGCGGCUACAGGCACGCUGCAGCAGACGCUACAGGGACACAGCGCUGGGGUCGACUCUGUUGCCUUCUCACAUGACUCAAAGCUGCUAGCGUCAGCGUCAUAUGAUAACACAGUCAAGGUCUGGGACGCAGCUACAGGCACGCUACAGCAGACGCUUAGGGGGCAUAGCCACUUGGUCAGCUCUGUUGCCUUCUCACACGAUUCAAAACUGCUGGCGUCAGUGUCACAUGACAAGACAGUCAAGGUUUGGGACACAGCUGCAGGCACGCUGCAGCAGACACUUGAAGGGCACAGUGGAAGCUCUGUCGUUUUCUUACACGACUCGAAGCUGCUGGCGUUACUGUCGCAUGACAUGACGAUCAAGGUCUGGGACGCAGCUAUAGGCACAGUACAGCAGACGCCUGAGGGACACGGCGACUACGUCAACUCUGUCGCCUUCUCAGAUGACUCAAGGCUGCUGGCGUCAGCGUCGCAUGACAAGACAGUCAAAGUCUGGGAUGCAGCUACAGGCACUCUACAGCAGAUGCUCCAGGGAUAUAGUGCUGGGGUCAGCUCUGUCACCUUCUCACAUGAUUUGAAGCUGCUAGCAUCAGCGUCGUAUGACAAGACAGUCAAGGUCUGGGAUGUGACUAUAGGCACGCUACAGCAGACGCUCCAGGGACACAGUGCUAUGGUCAACUCUGUUGCCUUCUCACAUGACUCAAAGCUGCUAGCGUCAGCGUCGUACGACAAGACAGUCAAGGUCUGGGACGCAGUUACAGGCAUGCUACUGCAGACGCUCCAGGGACACGGUAAUUCAGUCCGCUCUGUUGCCUUCUCAUACGACUUAAAGCUGCUAGCGUCAGCAUCACAUGACAAGACGAUCAAGGUCUGGGACGCGUCUACAGGCACGCUGCAGCAGACGCUACAGGGACACAGCGCUGGGGUCGACUCUGUUGCCUUCUCACAUGACUUGAAGCUGCUAGCGUCAGUGUCAAAUGACAAGACAGUCAAGGUCUGGGACGCAGCUACAGGCACGCUGCGGCAUACGCUUAACGUUAAUGACUACAUCUCGACUCUAUCAUUUGAUGUUACUGACUCUAUCUUGAUUACAAACAUUGGUUGUCUUACGGUAAAUACACCUGGGUUCCAAACCUUGCCUAUAUCCUCUCAAGAGGAUUAG
Molecule: messenger RNA, 3891 nt
Organism: Pseudogymnoascus destructans
Lineage: Eukaryota; Fungi; Ascomycota; Leotiomycetes; Thelebolales; Thelebolaceae
Exons: 4
Coding region: 1-3891 (1296 amino acids)
Molecular function (GO): protein binding
Source: RefSeq, a predicted model, not a curated record